AAGUGAGUCAUGUGUUGGUUGCCAACAACAACACAGUCAACGGUCCUCCCUACAACAGAAGCGAUUUAUUCGCUGAUCCUGUUAUAUAUCAGUUUCUACUUGAUUUGAGUUUCUGUGAUGCAGAGGUCAGCUGUGGUGAAUAACAGCUUCAAGCCCAUCAUCAUUAACAGAGUGGUGGUCCGAGACAAAGAGUUUCUGCAUAGACUGGGCAAAGUGCUAAAACUUAAGUGGCUACUUGGCAAAGAAGUCCAGGCAUGAAUAGACUCACUUGCCUACAGUGCCACAAACACACUAUUACUGACACAUUAUUUUUUGUAGGCUGGAAACUUUAUAUUGAAACUUACCAUUGAUUCCACAGAUUCAAAGGAAUAACUGUCCAGACAAUUUAAAUGUAGUAUUUUACAUCCAUAGCUUUGAUUCUAUCCCAGCUUUAUUGUCAUUGCCUGUUCUUUGAUCAAAUGUAAAGUUGAACUUUAUAUGAAACUUCUUAAUAUAUGUCCAUUGUGCAUGUAAUUACUCUGCUAUAUUUUAGAUUAGGAGAUCGCUUGUUGACAGAAUCAUCCCGUGUUUUGCUUGCGUAGCUGUGGAAAACAAUGAUUUCUUCUCUCUAAGUGCCCUCCUAGAGAAGAUGGAUGUCAAUUGUGGAACCUAUGACGAUGUCACACCUCUUCAUACAGCCUGUGAGUUGGGGAACUUAGAUAUGAUUAAGUUCUUGCUAGCAAAGGGAGCAUCUCCUCAAAAGGUGAACCGUUUUGGACAGUGCCCAUUUUACCUGGCCAUUAAGAGCAGGUGCUGUCAUGCUGUCAAACUCCUGAACAUGAAAGAAGUCACUGUUAAUCUGCACCCUGUGAGAAUUGCCAUGGAAAUGAUCCAAGCGGUACAGAAAAGAGAUUACCCUCUGCUGCGUGUCUGGGCUCUAUCAGGGGUCGACAUGGACACUAAAGACUACGAUGGACGCACAGCAAUGCAUGAGGCAGUUUAUCUAAAAGACAAGUCUAUGAUCACCAAACUACUGGAUUAUGGAGCCACGCCACUGGAGAAAGAUGUGUGGGGACAGACAGCCAUGGAUAAUUCUCGAAGUGAAACAGCAAUCAUUGCUCUUUUUGACCCUCUUUUCACAGUGUGUUGUCCGACUAAAGAGGACUAUCUGCUGUAUAAGGCAAAUCAUGUACAGAUAAAAAAGUAGUCUUUUUGUCAGCAUAAUUAUUCUGUAUUUGUGACUUUCUCACUCUGCGAUUGUUAUGUAUAUGUAUGAGGAUAAUAAAUACGCUGCUAAUAUAUAAUAUUAAAUAAACUACUACUAAUAAAUGCAUACUACUUAAAGGGA
This is a messenger RNA of Carassius gibelio (silver crucian carp), 1327 nucleotides long. RefSeq lists its product as uncharacterized. Bases 629 to 1186 code for a protein of 185 amino acids. Gene Ontology annotation, biological process: regulation of gene expression. Lineage: Eukaryota; Metazoa; Chordata; Actinopteri; Cypriniformes; Cyprinidae. Gene Ontology annotation, cellular component: nucleus. Gene Ontology annotation, molecular function: protein binding. The record is from RefSeq and is a predicted model, not a curated record. The transcript has 6 exons.